Oreochromis niloticus (Nile tilapia) is the source of this 1674-nucleotide messenger RNA. RefSeq names its product glyoxal reductase. The record is from RefSeq and is a predicted model, not a curated record. The transcript has 6 exons. Lineage: Eukaryota; Metazoa; Chordata; Actinopteri; Cichliformes; Cichlidae. The coding region runs from base 203 to 1072 and encodes 289 amino acids.
CUGACCACAUAUGGCAGAUAGUAGUGGGAAACUGUGCUCAGCUGGAAGUUACCUUUGCUUUAUAACUUGUUAGUAAUUUCUUUGACUUGUGAAUAACCGAGAGGACACUGCCAGUGUAUGCACCGCCUUUCCUAAAGAAGUCACUUGAGGUGAAAAAAAAGAGGUUGGCAAACCAGUUAUUCCUAACAGGGUGCAGUCCAAGAUGUCGUCCACCACCACCUCCUCUGUUACCCUAAAUACUGGGGUUCAAAUGCCCCUCCUGGGAUUGGGGACUUACAAGAUGCAUGGCUCUGAAGAAGUGUAUCGGGCCGUGGAUGCCGCCUUGGCUGCGGGUUACCGGGCCUUUGAUAGUGCAGCCGUCUACCGGAAUGAAGCCGACCUGGGCCGAUCCCUGAGGGAGCUCCUGCCCAAGCACGGCUUGACCAGACAGGAUGUGUUCAUAACCAGUAAGUUGGGCCCUAAGGAUCAGGGUGAGCGGGCUAUGGAAGGUGCCCUUCACAGCCUGUCUCAGCUGGACUUGGGUUACAUUGACCUCUAUUUGAUCCACUGGCCUGGCACGCAGGGUCUGGCAGUGGCUGAUCAGAGCAACCCAGGAAACCGAGCUCAGAGUUGGGCCAUGCUGGAGGAGCUGCAUGGCCAGGGGAAGCUGAAGGCCAUAGGAGUGUCCAACUAUACAGUGGCACACAUGAGAGAACUGAUGCAGAGCUGCAAAGUCCCACCUGCAGUUCUACAGGUAGAGUUUCACCCACGUCUGUGCCAAGCAGAGCUGAAGAGUGUUUGUAAGGAGUAUGGAGUCUGUUUCCAAGCAUAUUCCUCCUUAGGCCAAGGAGAUCUGAUUACUGACCCUGUGGUCCUGGAGGUGGCAAAGCAGUGCCAACGCACCCCUGCACAAGUGCUGCUGCGGUGGGCGGUGCAGCAGGGUGUCGCUGUGCUCCCAAAGUCAUCAAACGCAGACCGAAUACAGGAGAACGCCAGACUUUUUGACUUUACACUGAGCGACACUGACAUGGACAGACUAUCAGCUUUGGACUGUGGGCAGAAGUACUGCUGGAAUCCAUCAGGGGUCGCCUGAAACACCAGCUUGAGUCCUCCAUGAUGCCUUUUUUGUCUUUAGUUUUACAGUGGUUGUUUUUUUUUGGGGGGGGGGAUGAGUUUUUGGGUUGUUUUUUUUUUUAAAGCUGUUACAAGUUUUGUGUCGACACUUGGUUAAUUUCAAGACAAAAGUACAGCAUUUUGUGGUAUGAACUCUAAAUCUAUGUAACGUCACCCAUCACAUGACUUUAUUGUCAACCAUAAGCCAUGUCUUAGUGAGAACCCUUCCCUUUGUUGUCGGAUAACGAAAACUUUUACAUAUCUGUCAGUUUAACUGUUGCUCCUUAUUCUUUAUAAUCUCUUGCCUUUUCUUUGCUUAAUGUCUUUGACUAACCAGAAAUCUCCAUUGAACAUAAUUCUAAGCCUGUGUAGUAGAUUAUUAAAAGAACAAAAUACCUUUAAAAGCUCUCUUAAAAUUAUUUAUUUAGGACGGCAUAUACCAGAGUUUUCACAGUUGUAGAGAAAAUACAUUUAAAUUAAAACUGAAAAAGAAACCAAAAUAAGAAAAAAGAAUAUUACAUUUUUAUUUUCUCCACACACACAUCUCCAGAUUCAAGUAAUACUAAGGAUGGUUGCAAAAAA